CCACAUUAAGUCAGUCGUUAAUCAGUUCACUUUCCAAAUUGUUUUGUUUAUGUGUCGUAUCAUAAGACGAUAGUUUUACAUUAUUUCACAUGAAAAAUGUGUGAUAUAAACGAUAAUCCGUUAAAGUUGAGUGUCAAGUGGAACGGAAAAGAAUAUGAAAUACCUGAGUUUUCGCCAUCCGAUUCUGUGGCGAUGCUCAAAAUUGCCAUCGAAAAUGCCACCGGAGUACGUCCAGAAAGGCAAAAAUUGCUCAAUGUUAAAUUCCAGGGUAAAGUAGCUACAGAUAACUUCACAUUAUCUGAGCUGAACCUCAAGCCAAAUCUGAAGAUUAUGAUGAUGGGAUCAUUGGAAGAGGCAAUCGAGGGUGCUCGGACAAAACCUGAUGUUGGUGAUGAGGUUGUCAAUGAUUUGGAUAUUGAAGAAGAGGAAGUUGACGUUGAAAAUCAGGAAAUAUAUUUAGCAAAAAUCAACAAAAGGGUUAAGGAUUAUAAAAUAAAUAUAUUGAAUGAAUCACGGCCCGGAAAGAAACUGCUUGUAUUGGAUAUCGACUACACUCUAUUUGACCACAGAUCUGUUGCUGAAACAGGAUAUGAAUUAAUGCGACCAUUCCUCCACGAGUUUCUUACGUCAGCGUAUGAAGACUACGAUAUAGUAAUAUGGUCAGCUACCGGCAUGAAGUGGAUAGAAGAGAAGAUGCGGCUGCUUGGUGUCUCCACACACCAGGACUACAAGAUAAUGUUCUAUUUGGACUACUUAGCCAUGAUUACAGUGCACACUGCAAAAUAUGGCACAAUUGAUGUCAAACCACUAGGCGUAAUAUGGGGUAAAUACCCACAAUACAGUUCAAAAAACACAAUAAUGUUUGACGACAUAAGAAGAAACUUCAUAAUGAACCCAAAGAGUGGCCUCAAGAUCCGUCCCUUUAGACAAGCACACUUGAAUAGGGAUCGAGAUAGGGAACUAUUGCAUUUAUCCACCUACUUACGGGAUAUAGCACAAUACUGUGAUGAUUUCGACCAGCUAAACCACAAAAAAUGGGAGAAAUACAAGCCAGAUAAGAAAACGCAGCAAGCGGGCAGUAAAAGGAAAGCUGAGGACAGUGCACCGUCCACACCUAAGGAAUGACGCUAGAACUAAACUGUACAGACCGACAAGGGCACGCAAUGGUAUUUAAACAUGUCACAAAAUAUUACCACUAAUUUUCUAGGAAGCGUAAAGUGAAAAAUUUAACACAAUAAUAAUUAUGUUACCUUUGUAAAAUAAUUAUUAUGAAAAAUAAUAAAAGGAAAUGUAUAAUGUAUGGGGCCUAGUAAGUGUACAGUACCCCAAAACUUUAAGAAAAGUACAAGAAUUUUCAUGAAAAUUUAAAUUAAUUAACUAAACAGUUUAUGUAAACUAAUUUGUUUUUAUCUAUAAUUUCUAUAUAUAAUGGCUUUAAUAUCUAAAUCUAAUAAAUAAAUACCACGUCUUUAACAGUUAUUUAAUAAUUUCAAGUCAAUGUCAACCAAAAUUAAGAAAUAUUAAAUUCUGAAUUUAUUUUAUGCCAUUCAUAAAGCAAAAUUGUAUAAAAAAAAAUUAUAAAUAUUGAUUGUUUUUUUAUAUAUAUAUAUAUAACUGUAUAUUUAAAUGGGCCUAGGCUCCAUACAGGUCUAAAACAUUUUCGACAGAGAUUCACAUUGACAUUUCCAGUAAGAAAUAACAUUAACUAAAGCUUUUAUUCAUUUUUAAUUCAUGUUUAAAACUUAUAAAUAAUGAUAAUUAAAUUUCUCUAAUAGACAAAAUUUAAAAAUAUGUCUGUCGUUCCAUUUUGUCUUAAUUGCAUUUUUAAUUUGUUUACAGACUUGCUAGCAGGCUAUAAUAUAAUGUAUAUUAAGAGGACGAACAUUAUAAAGCAAACUGUUUAUUUUUACUUAUAUUAUCUAAGUACCCUAUAUUUAGCAAAUAAAAAACUGAUUGAUCAAUAAGAGUGAUAAAUUAUAUAAUUUGAAAUUGAGAUCAUUAUUGGCAACUUUAUAAAAAGUGACCUUACAAAAUUAAGCUGUAUAAUUUUUAAAAGGAAACCUAAUUUGAAGAAUGAUAAAAAUAUUUACCUGCCAUAUUAAAAUUACGUCUUAACUCUCGAGUUAACAAGUAUGGCUCUAGAUUGUUGGUAAUUUUUUGUGUUUCAAAAUGACUUCAAAAAGAAGGAGGUUCUUAAUUUGUUUGGUUUUUUUUUUAUGUCUGCAGAUAAAAUUUUUAAGCAAAUCAGUUGAGUAGAUUAGUUUUUAGCUUAAAAUACUUGUUAUUUUUUCAUAAUUGAAAUCGAUUUUUUAUGGGACACAAUCUUUAUUUUUCCAAAAUGUUAAUUAUCAAUGAUGGAACGCAAACUUAAAAUGUUGCUAAUGAUUUGAAUUUCAUCUUCUAUAAAGUAAAAUCAAAAGAGAAUGUUACGCUUUGAAAUUGGAUAAUAUAAGUGAUAGCCUGCAUAAUUUUGAACACUAGAGGCAGGGAGAACGUUAAACCUCUAUAGACUAAGAAUCCUGAGUAAGUCAUAAACAUUCAUUUGAUUGAUUGAUUGAUUACAGUUGUGAUUUUUUUAAGUAAUGUAGCUAUUAGAUUAAUACAGUGAGAUCAAAAUAAGAAUAGGAAAGUUUUACCUUAACUUGUCCUCUCACAAAAUACAACUAUUUUUAUCUCAUAAAAACAGAUAACAUUUUUUUUAUAUUUUUUAAACAAAAUCGUAUAAAGAAAUAAAUAUGGAAUGCAAAUAUUUAUUUAACAGGAUCGCCGGUACUGUCCUUAAUCUAUGCAUUUAACAUAAAGUAUGUUCUGACAGUUGACUUUACCGCCAUAUUUUGACAGAAUGUUACAAAAUGGCUGAAACCUAUACUUAUUUUUAUCACACUACAAUAUUAACAUAUUUUUGUAUCACAAUGAACAUGUUUAGAAAAUUAUAUUUAAAUAUUUAGUUACCUAAAUUAGUUACAGUAUAAAUAAUUAAUUACAUCGUCGCAUUGCGUGAUAGGUAUUGAACAUUUAAAAUUCCAUUGCCACCAAGCCGAAUUGUGCCCUAUGUCGGUGGGUUACGGUUGUCAGUCAAAUCGCCUUAAUCGCUUACAAGACUGCGUAUAGAAUUAGUUGUACGUCAGUGUGUAUUUACCACAGAACAGAAAAACGCUUAGGAAUGGCAUCACAUUUUAUUUUAAAUAUUGCCAGUAAAUUAAUGCUUAUAGGAAAUGUUUUAUUUUUAAUCUGAAACGAAAUAGAAAUCGUAUUUCGUAUGAAAUCUUAAAUACAAUCCGAAACAUUAAAGUUGGUUUGUAGGAGGUUUUAGUUCUUAAAAAUAAGGUAUUUAAUGUAUAAAAGAACGUUAUACAGAUUGUAUAAUAAUAAAAAUUAAUAUCAUCUCUUUAAGGGAGUGUUGCACCAGGAAAACCAAACAUAAUUACUUUUAGAAACAUGUGUAAUUUUUUAAAAAGAUGUUAAUGGCAGGAAUGGCCAUCCUGCCUGCACUAUCGGCGGGCAGGAUACCACACUCUUGCUAACUUAUAUAUUAGAAGCAUUGCUUAAAAUGGGCAGUUCAACAUUUUUUAUUAUUUUUACAUCAAUGUUUCUUUGAAACAAAUGUUCAAUUUCAAUGGUACAACAGUUUCUUAAAAAGAUGCUUAUAUUUUCGAUUCUCCUCUGAAUACUGUACGUUAUUUAAUGGAAUUGAACUUUAACCGUAAUAGGUUCGAUUUCAUUCGUAUUUUAAAUAAAGUAUUUAUACAAUAGACUCGUCACUUGUUUUUCUGUUCUAUGAUAUUUAUUGUACAGUCAUAUUUAUAUUAACAAUGUAUGGUCGUAUCUCCCAUAGAAUCUUUAUUUAUUUUGAUGUGUUAUAGAAAUAAUAAUAGAACCAUUAUUUCAUAUGUAAUCUUGGAUCAUAUACCUCAAGUGACUUAAUACAAAUGCUUUCCUAAAAAGAGGCAAAUUUAUUUUAUUUAUGUGUGUGUUUAAUAAGGAUACCAGAGUGCAUACUUAUUACUCAGUAAGUAGAAGUAUAUAAGUAAAAAAAAAAUAUAAAUAUUUAAAUAAAAUUUUUCGUCCACAUUUACAAUAACGGGCUAUAUUCAGUGUAAUUAUUCAUAUUAAUGCUUAUUUUCAUUAAUAAUCUAUUUAAAUAAACUUAAAAUGAGUCAAUCUUUUGCAUCAAUUAAAAUGGCUGCCAUUUUAAUUAAUACAUUACAUUAAUUUUCUACCUUUCCCCCUUUGGGAUGAACAGUGAAUCAUGUAUCUACAUAAUGUAUAUUUAUAUUAAAAGAGAAAAAGUAGUACCUAAUUUAAAUUUAAAAAUCUAAUAAAAGAUUUGGGGAUUUUAACUAAUUACUAGCAACACUGAAAAAUAGCGAAAUAAAAAAAAUAUGAAUAAAUUUUGUGCAGUUGGUUUCAACUAGUUUUUUAACACUCCAAUCUCCAUCUUAAGGUAUAUGAUUUAAGACUUAGGUAGUAAUACACCAAUAUAUUAUUAAUUGACAUAAAUCACUCAUAAGUAGAGUGGCAUGUGUUAAAAAAGGGAAAUUAAUUUCCGCUUUCUAUGCUUACGCCGCUUGUUAAUUUUUAUGUCCAAAUGGCAACACUAAAGUGACAUAAAUUAUGGUUAUAUAGCCAUAGACUGAGUAUAGCUUUCGGUUCAAUUGGCAAUCACAAUAUAGUAAUCUGUUUUUAUUAUACUUGGCAAAGUAGCACCAUAACGAUUCCUUUGUACCUUUUUGUUACGCACUGUAAAAAUUAAACAGUAAAAAUAAUAAUAAAUUGAACAAAAUUAAAUAUAAAGGUCCUUUUAAAGGUGUGUUCUACUGUUUAAUACCCCCAAAAGAACAUCCUUACUAAUAUUAUAAAUGAGAAAGCGAGUUUGUUUGUUUGUUAUCUCAUAGCGCCUUCACGACUUAACUGAUCACUAUGAAAUUUGGUAUACACGUGCUAGAUAGAAUGGAGAAGGCUACUUUUUAUUCCGAUCACGCGGAAGAAUUCCUAGGUAAAAGCUUGUAGUUGAUAUACGACAAAAAAUUUUGGGCCUCCAGUUAUUGAAACUUAGUAUGGGAUAUUCUUUACCGUUACCUGUACCUUUACCGUUUUUUUGUUUUUUUAUUUUUGGCUAAACUAAAUGCCAAAUAUCGAAAAAUAGAUUAUGUAUUUUAUUUAUACAAAUGUCCUGAAAAAAUAAUAUUUAAUAAUGUAUUAUUUUUUCAGGACAUUUGUUUUGAAGAUCUGAAAAUCUGCUCCCUUUUUUAUGUCAAUUAAAAAUAAUCGGCAAAACGACCGCUGGACGGGCGAUAAACAAAAAAAUCUAAUUGAAAAAACCGAAAGCCCUAAUCUCAAUGACUCAUUAAACAUUUUGAUUUAUAUAUUUACUGUUAUUAAUCAUUAUACAAUAUCACAUAGAUUAAUUAAAUUCACAGCAUAAUAGAGUAAGGUAAGGGAGCGAGUAUCCACAGCGGCAACGUUAAAGAUAACCUGUUAUGAAGAGCGACAAAUAUUAUUGCCCAGAGUACAGGGCCGUAGACACAAGUUUAAGGUAGGGCAAAAGAACUUUUUGGUAGGGCAGAAGCCAUAUUUAAGUGAUUUAGAAAAAACAAAUCUGUCUAAUUUUCUGGGGCCUUUUAUUCUAAGGUAGGGCAUUGCCCCUAAAUGCCUCCUGCCACCUAGCUACGGCCAUGUCGGAGUGUUAUGACUUUAUAAAUUAAAAAUAAUUAGAGUGUGACGUAAACGAAUAGAAUUUCGACAGUACGCUACAAGAGACUCUGUGAGCAAGAUAAUUAAACUGUUGUUUCAGUGAAGACUUAUUUUGGACCUGAUAGUGAAUUUUGUUUAUACUGGUCGAAAGCAGAACAGCAUUUAAAGCGUCCGGUAGACGAUUUAACAUGUGAUUUGUAGUUUUUUAAUUAAUGAAAAAAGAACAGUUGUAUUUUAUUUAUUGUGUUUUAAACUAAGCAAUUGGAUAAACUGAAAAAAAAAAAACAACGUAGAUACAAACACAGUUUCUCUCGAUACAGAGACAAAAAUAUUUAUUGUAAGAUAAAUGCAAAUGAGGCGGUUAAUGGGUUAAACGUUAAAUUUGAUUAAGUGUGAUCGUUUAUUGGACACUUAAGAUACAGCAUUUUAUAUUGGAGCCGAUUUUGAGAUGAUAUUUCUCUAAAAUUAUAUAUUGAUAGUUUGGCGAAAUUAUCGUUUUAUAGAUAAUCAUAAUCUAAAUUUAUAAUAAUUAUAAAUGUAUUAUUACUAUUUAGAAUAAAGAUUACGCUGUGAAUUGUAAUUUAAAUUUUACAGAUCGAUUUAGAGAAAUGUCGCCUCGGAAUCAUCCCUAUUGUAGUGGUCGGCAGUAUUUAAAUAUUUAAAUGGAUUAUAUUUGUAUAUGUGAAUAAACUUGUGAUUCAUUUUGGCAAUAUAAA
Galleria mellonella (greater wax moth) is the source of this 6410-nucleotide messenger RNA. RefSeq names its product ubiquitin-like domain-containing CTD phosphatase 1 (gene Ublcp1). Gene Ontology annotation, cellular component: nucleus. The record is from RefSeq and is a predicted model, not a curated record. Lineage: Eukaryota; Metazoa; Arthropoda; Insecta; Lepidoptera; Pyralidae. Gene Ontology annotation, biological process: protein dephosphorylation. The transcript has 5 exons. The coding region runs from base 97 to 1125 and encodes 342 amino acids. Gene Ontology annotation, molecular function: protein serine/threonine phosphatase activity; protein binding.